Molecule: messenger RNA, 480 nt
Organism: Fusarium graminearum PH-1
Lineage: Eukaryota; Fungi; Ascomycota; Sordariomycetes; Hypocreales; Nectriaceae
Exons: 1
Coding region: 1-480 (159 amino acids)
Source: RefSeq, a predicted model, not a curated record
AUGUCAACUGCUUUAUACAUCACCCUGGCAUAUCCCUCUGCCCGGUUUUUGCAAUGCUACGCGUCAAACACUAUCACUUCACCCGGUGAUCCUAAUCUUGACAAAGUCUGUUACCCCGGGUUGACAGGCUACCUCUACCGCUACUACUCUGUCCCUGACUGCCGGAUAGACUACCCAGGCUAUGGCGCAACCAACCGAUUCGGGCAUCCGAGGUGUCCAAACUGGGAAGCUGUCACCAUUCUUUCACCUUCUGAUCUUGUCGAUUCUGGACGCUUAUCUCGGCCCACCCCGAAGGCUGUUUCAGACUACUAUCAGAACGCCCAGAACCGCCUUUUCGGCCAGUUUGGUCCGUCGGGCCCCUCUUGUUUAAGGUUUCUCUUGGCACAUGCCCAGGAAUCUGUCUACAAGAACGUGGCUAAGCAGGGUUGCACUGCAGUUUACGGUCUACAAGCGAGACCCAUAGGAGAGGAAACAGGGUAA